AUGUCUCUGAUGUCUGACAGCGAUAAUGAAACUGAAGUUGUUUCUCGUAAUUUGUGCGGUGUGGUUGAUAUAGGUUCUAAUGGUAUUCGAUUCAGCAUUUCAUCUAAAGCCACACAUCAUGCGAGGAUAAUGCCAUGUGUGUUCAAGGAUCGUGUUGGGAUCUCGCUAUAUGAGGUGCAAUACGCUGCAAAUUCUCUACAAAAGGCUCCAAUUCCUUCAUCAGUUAUCAAUGAAGUAUGUGCAGCUAUGAAGAGGUUCAAAUUGAUAUGUGAAGACUUUGGAGUGCCAGAAACGGGUGUCAGGGUUGUUGCUACUGAAGCGACAAGAGAAGCUCUAAACUCCCAAGAAUUUAUCGAUGCCAUAUAUGAGUCGACGGGCUGGGAAGUGGAAAUUCUUGCAAAGGAAGACGAAGGGAAAAUUGGUGCCUAUGGCGUCAUCUCAUCUUUCAACACUGUUUCAGGGCUAUAUAUCGACUUAGGCGGUGGAAGUACACAAAUUUCGUGGAUAAAGUGUGUCAAUGGGGAAAUAACGCAAUCUUCUUCUCCAGUUUCGCUGCCAUUUGGGGCAGGUGCGUUAUCGAGAAGGUUACAAAAUGAAAGCAAACAUGACUUAUUCCAGGAAAUCGUUGAGGCUUAUAAGACAGCAGUAGAGAAAAUAGAUAUUCCAAAAGAGAUGUACCAUGAGGCAGAAUUAAACGGCGGGUUCGAUUUAUAUACUUGUGGUGGUGGCCUAAGAGGUAUGGGUCAUGUACUCUUGUCACAGAUUAAAGAAUAUCCUAUUCAAACAAUCAUUAACGGUUUUUCAUGUAGCUUCAAGGAGUUCUCUAAUAUGUGUGAUUACUUAUUUUUGAAGGAACGGGUUCCAGGUGAUUCUGGCCGUAAAAUAUUUAAAGUUUCAGAUAGAAGGGCCAAGCAAUUACCUGCUGUUGGGCUUCUAAUGUCAGCCGCUACUGAGUCCUUACCAAAAAUUAAGAACGUACACUUCUGUGAAGGUGGUGUUAGAGAAGGUACUUUAUACUCAAUAUUACCAAGGGAGAUAAGGGCACAGGAUCCCCUAGUCAUUGCAACAAGACCAUAUGCUCCCUUACUUGCGUACAAGUAUUUAGAGCUCUUGAGAACAGCUAUUCCAACAAAGGAGAUUCCCAAAAUCGUAUAUGAAAGGAUUGCGCCAGCACUCUGUAAUCUUGCUUUCGUGCAUGCAUCAUAUCCAAAGGAGCUCCAACCAACAGCGGCUUUACGUGUAGGAACGUCGGGUAUUAUUGCAGGCUGUCAUGGUCUAUCUCACAGAUCCAGAGCGCUAGUUGGAAUAGCAUUAUGCAACAGAUGGGGUGGUGAUAUUCCAGAACCCGAGGAAGAAUACAAGAAACUUUUGGAAGAAGUCGUACUAAGGGAUGGUGACAAACUAGAGCGUGAAAGGACUAUAUGGUGGACCAAAUACAUCGGUACUAUCAUGUACGUUAUUUGCGGUGUUCACCCAGGUGGUAACAUUGGAGACGGUGUUUUCCAUUUCAGUACCUCAGAGAAAGAAGAGUUGGUAAAUGAAACACAGGCGUUGUCGAUUGACGAAAAUCUGGCAAACGGCGAUAAGCCAAUAACAACGUCGACAACUAACACCACAGGUAAUUCAAACAAGAGGGUAUUCGAAGUCGUUGUUAAAAUCAACCGUAAUGAUUUGAAAACGAUUGCUUCUGUAAGGCAAAGAAUCAUUACUCUUCAAAAGAAGAUCAGAAAGCUCUCUCGCGGAUCAAGUGAUAAGGUUAAGAUCAACGUCGAGUUCUAUUAA
Kluyveromyces marxianus DMKU3-1042 is the source of this 1782-nucleotide messenger RNA. It is a transcript of the gene RTG2, whose product is annotated as Rtg2p. Bases 1 to 1782 code for a protein of 593 amino acids. Gene Ontology annotation, biological process: regulation of transcription by RNA polymerase II. The transcript has a single exon. Lineage: Eukaryota; Fungi; Ascomycota; Saccharomycetes; Saccharomycetales; Saccharomycetaceae. The record is from RefSeq and is a predicted model, not a curated record.